This is a messenger RNA of Ostrinia nubilalis (European corn borer), 5351 nucleotides long. RefSeq lists its product as uncharacterized. The transcript has 8 exons. Lineage: Eukaryota; Metazoa; Arthropoda; Insecta; Lepidoptera; Crambidae. The record is from RefSeq and is a predicted model, not a curated record. Gene Ontology annotation, molecular function: flavin adenine dinucleotide binding; oxidoreductase activity, acting on CH-OH group of donors.
GUUAAGUUUGUUCGUAAUGUAAGUUUGUAGAGUUAACACUACUCAAUACAUAACACCUUAGAGCCAUGCAAUUGGUCGUGUCAUACAAUCUCAUUAAUGGCGCCAAUCAUCGCUUUCAAUAAGUCACGUGGUUACCUAACCGAUUAGUACAGCACUUCAAGCUAAACCCUGCAUCUUGUGCAGUUGUAUUAAGAGCGAUUUUGCCACAAAAAUGAAGUCUGAUGUCUGUACUAACUGACGUAAGGUAAACAUAGAACAUAACCGUAGACUCGCGGCUUGUUCAACGCAAAUGAUAUAACUUAAUUUCAUGGUAUUAAUCACUGUCGUUAAGUUACUUUUUUCCGGAAAACAUCGGUUUUUUUUACCAAUAAAAAGAGUGGUAUUUUUUCACAAUAACUUGUACGGUACCCUAAACUGAAACCCUUAAUCGAUUUGCACGCGAAGGUUGGUGUUGUCUAUGGUCUGGACUGAUCAACCGUGAAGCGCAUACUUGCGUGGUUCUUCCAUGUUACUACUACUGGCUUCACAAGUCUGGUGUCAGACAUUAUGAACCGCCAAAGAUUUCUGAACCAUGGCUUUAGGUUAAUUUGCCCUAAUACUUAAAUGACUAGUUUCAUAGGCGGUUAUAUGCCUGGAUAUGGUUUGGCGCCUUACUUUAUGACCGGUAUAUUAGUCAUUUGAUACGCAGUGAAGGUAGAGUGAAGACCGAUUUACCAGCAUUCAGUCUUAGGCCCCCGACUGAGCAUCACAUACCGUUGUGACAUAAGCCCUGUGUCAAUUUUAUGUACAAUUUAGUACCUUUUCUUUAGGUUGUAAACUUAACAUCAGCGUUGAAACCUUUCCAAGGUAUUUAACAAUUAAUUGCUCAGGUCAUAGACUCAGAACAAAAGUUACGUUGGGUUGACAAUUAACUUAACUUACUUACUCGUAACUACCAUAAUUACGGUGUAACUCAAAAAGCAUUCGUUCCAAGGUCAUAGUGCAUCGGCACCAGUGAGAAUCCGUGAGAGGCUGCAGACAAUACAGUGUUUAACAGGUUAAUUAACCUCUUGAGUGACUUUCCAUCUCGUUGCAAUGACAGUGUAAUGGAGCCCAUUUAGUGAGUGCAUGAAGUUUGAAGAAUUUGAGUGAUUUUUCUAGUGGAAGGCGGGAACGCCUUCUCGGCAAGAUUUGUUAGUCGGAGUACAUUAUAUUCAUCAGCAAUGAAAAUUCGAGCAACACGAAAAUAUACAAUCACCAGCGGAUGCGAUGCGGCCUAACAUGUCGCCUGAGCUACCACCAGCGACCAGCAAGCCGACUCGAAGAAGCAAGCCUCCUGACAAGGAAAAACGCUAACACACACUAGUCAAAGGGAGAACAAUGAUGCUGUGAUAGGACGGACAAAUAGAAAACUGUGAUAAAGAAAAAGGAAUAAAAAAUGGGUGUCCACGUGCUUCUAGCGUCGACAGCGCUGAAGACGAUCAGUGUGACUGGACUGUGGUUGAUACCUCUCUUGCUGGGGGCGCUGACGUAUCACAAUUACAACUCGUAUGACCCUGAAGCGAGGGUGCUGGAUAAGGAGCCGAAGAGGGAGUAUGACUUCAUAGUGGUCGGCGGAGGAUCGGCGGGGGCCGUCGUGGCGAACCGGUUGACGGAGAUCAAGAAUUGGAAUGUGCUGCUUUUGGAAAGCGGCCCAGACGAGAACGAGAUCACAGACGUCCCUUCGCUAGCGGGCUACCUGCAGCUAACGAAGCUGGACUGGCAGUACAAGACCGAGCCCACUUCUUACGCCUGCCUGGGCUUCAAGAAGAGGCGGUGCAGCUGGCCGAGAGGGAAGGUCCUUGGCGGCUCGAGUGUACUGAACUACAUGAUAUACGUACGAGGGAACCGAUUCGACUAUGACCAGUGGGAAUCCUUCGGGAAUCCUGGCUGGGGCUACCGAGAAGUCCUGAAGUACUUUAUCAAAUCCGAAGACAACAGAAAUCCUUACUUAGCGAAUAGCCAGUACCACGGCAAGGGAGGGUACUUGACAGUGCAGGAGGCACCCUGGAGGACGCCUCUUGUAGCUGCGUUUGUUGAAGCUGGUGUUGAAAUAGGUUACGAUAACAGGGACAUCAAUGGUGCAAUACAAACAGGUUUUAUGAUAGCCCAAGGAACGAUUAGAAGAGGAUCUAGAUGCAGCACGGCUAAAGCUUUCUUGAGGCCAGUACGAACACGGAAAAAUUUGGACAUCUCACUUCACACACAAGUCACAAAAGUACUUAUAAAUCCUAUGACGAUGAAAGCUUAUGGGGUUGAGUAUGUGAAACAUGGAGUUAAACGAGUCGUAUAUGCCAAAAAGGAAGUCAUUUUAUCGGCAGGUGCUAUAAACAGCCCACAGCUUCUGAUGUUAUCAGGAAUUGGCCCUAAGGAUCAUUUAAGGGAAGUCGGUAUUAGAGUUUUAAAAGACUUGCCCGUGGGAGAAAAUUUGCAAGAUCAUGUCGGCGUGGGUGGAUUGACAUUCUUGGUCGAUAAGCCAGUAGCGAUCGUUCAAAAUCGUUUCCAAGCUUUCCCAGUUACUAUGAACUACGUCGUGAACGAACGCGGUCCAAUGACAACACUGGGAGGAUUGGAAGGAGUAGCAUUUGUAAAUACGAAAUACGCGAAUACUUCUGGCUUAUGGCCUGACGUUCAAUUUCAUAUGGCCCCAGCUUCAUUCUCUUCAGACAAUGGACAAGUUGUUAGAAAGAUUCUAGGUCUUACAGACGAAUUGUACGACACGGUUUACAAACCGAUCGCUAAUAAAGACGCUUGGACUAUAAUGCCGCUAUUGUUGCGUCCGAACACGAGAGGUUACGUCAGACUGAGGAGCUCCAACCCGUUCCAUUACCCAGUGAUGAAUCCUCGUUACCACGAAGACGCUUUGGACGUGGCGCGACUCGUCGACGGUAUCAAAAUAGCUUUGCAAGUGGCGAACGCGUCGCCUUUCAAACAGUUCGGGUCGCGGCUCUACAUGAAGCCAUUGCCAAACUGUAGGCAAUACAAAUUCAUGUCUGACGAAUACAUUGAGUGUCAAGUGAGGACUAUUUCGAUGACGAUUUACCAUCAGUGUGGGACAGCAAAGAUGGGGCCAGUGUGGGACAAAGAAGCCGUGGUUGAUCCUAGGCUGAAAGUGUACGGUGUAGAAGGUCUGAGAGUGAUAGACGCUAGUAUAAUGCCUACAAUAGUGAGUGGCAACACGAACGCUGCGGUGAUUAUGAUCGGUGAAAAGGGUGCGGACAUGAUCAAACAAGAUUGGUUAAACGGAAUGCGAUGACACCUAUGCAUCCUCACACCGUCUCUCGCACAUCGGGGCACCUUUUUCGAAGCCAUCUCCGGGUUCCUAGGCGACACCGAUCGGGUCCUCACAGGGGAGCCAUCGGACGCAUCGCAUAUCCUCCCGGAGUAUGACUUCGUCAUCAUCGGUGCUGGCACAGCUGGAUGUGUGCUGAGUAACCGGCUCACAGAGGUUAAGGAGUUUAAGGUGCUCCUGAUAGAGGCAGGCGACAGCGAGCAGAUGUACAUGGACAUCCCAGUGAUGGCCACCAUGCUGCAGUUCACAGACGCCAACUGGAGCUACUUCACCGAACCCCAGAGAGCCGGCUGCCGAGGUAUGCGCGCCGGGCGGUGUGCCUGGCCCAGGGGGAGGGUCGUCGGAGGCUCCUCCGUGCUUCACUCCAUGAUGCAUACUAGGGGCAACAAGAGGGACUACGACCGGUGGGCUGCUAACGGCAACCCAGGUUGGGAUUACAAAUCGAUUCUCAAGUACUUCAAGAGGUCAGAAAACAUACAGAUACCUGAUCUAGCAAGAGAUAAAAGGCAUCACUCCACCAGAGGCGAGAUGACCCUGCAGCACCCUAACUGGAGGACGCGCCUUUCCGAUGCAUUCCUGGAAGCCGGCAUCGAAACUGGGGGAAAAGUAGUCGACUACAACGGGGAGAAACAAAUUGGCUACUCAAUUAUACAGUUCACAAUGAACAACGGCACCAGAAUGAGCACCAGUCGAGCAUUUUUACAUCCCAUCAAGUACAGAACGAAUUUCCACAUCACCAAACGAGCUAUGGUAACCAAAAUACUCAUAGAUCCAAAGACUAAAAGAGCAUACGGCGUUAAAUUCAAAAAAGACGGUAAGCAAUUUAUUGUCCGUGCCAAAAGAGAAGUUAUUUUAUCAGCUGGAGCAAUCAACUCUCCGCAAUUACUAAUGAUCAGCGGAAUAGGUCCUAAAGACCAUUUGAAAGAAAAGAACAUAAAAACAAUAGUCGAUUUACCAGUGGGAUACAAUUUGCAAGAUCAUUGGGCAUUAGGAGGUCUGACUUUUGUCAUUAACACAACCGAUUCGAUUAGAAUCGAACGGGUAGCUACAUUGCAAAAUAUUAUAGAGUACUUCAGUCAUCACACUGGUCCCCUAUCAGCUCCUAGUGGCACUGAAGCUUUAGCUUUUAUUGACACAAAGAAUCCUCAUGACGACGAUGGCUACCCAGAUCUUGAAUUACUCUUUGUAGGUGGGUCAUUGGUGUCUCAACCAGCUUACAAGCAAGCUUUUGCUAUUGACGACGAUGUGUAUGAUAACGUGUAUGGUUCGAUAAGUCAUAAAGAUACGUGGAUGGUGUUCCCUAUGAUUCUACUGCCAAAAUCAAGGGGACGAAUUUUACUAAAGAAUAAGAACCCUUACACAAAGCCCGUGAUACACGCAAAUUAUUUCUCAGACGAUGGGCACGACCAGAGAGUGAUAUUACAUGGGAUCAGGAAAGCAAUCCAGCUGUCUAAAACCAAGGCUUUCCAAAAAUUUGGAAGUAGAUUACAUGAUGUGCCUUUGCCCAACUGUGCUCAUCAUGGCUUCAAUUCGGACGAGUACUGGUUUUGUGCAAUGAAAACUAUAACGAAUACGAUAUACCAUCAUUGUUGUACGAGCAAAAUGGGGCCGUCGAAUGACCCUGAAGCAGUGGUAGACCCUCGACUAAGGGUGUAUGGGGUAAGUGGUCUGAGGGUGGUGGACGCUAGCAUCAUGCCCCAUGUACCAGCUGCUCAUACAAAUGCACCGACUAUGAUGGUGGCUGAGAAAGCAGCCGAUUUGAUCAAGGAAGAUUGGGGAGUACCGAUUUAUAGGUGAAAUUAUAUUUGUUAGUGAUACGUUAAUUACCCAGUAAGUACCAUAUUUAUUGUAACUAGUUUUAGAGUAGGCUGAAUAUGUUUGCUGAAGUGAAAUUUAACAUCACGUUAUAAACUUGACCUUCACUGGUUGGGUUUUUAUUGGCGGUCAAGCUGUAGAUCCUGGAUACACAGGAGUUGCAGCGGUGGAAACGAGAGGUGGGAAUAGUCCCAUUACGUUAUAAAAGUUAUCAUUAAUGUUAUGU